Molecule: messenger RNA, 411 nt
Organism: Prunus persica (peach)
Lineage: Eukaryota; Viridiplantae; Streptophyta; Magnoliopsida; Rosales; Rosaceae
Exons: 2
Coding region: 1-411 (136 amino acids)
Source: RefSeq, a predicted model, not a curated record
AUGGCUCAACCCCUUGGUUUCAUUGAUCCUACUCGUCCUUCUUAUGUUUGCAAGAUCCACAAAGCACUCUAUGGCCUCAAACAAGCACCUCGUGCUUGGUUCCAUCGCAUUAGUGGCCACUUUGACAUCAAAGACCUUGGUGUACUCAACUAUUUCUUAGGUUUACAAGUUCUUCAUAAGGAUGGUACUUUCCACCUCAAUCAACUCAAAUAUGCACAUGAUCUUUUACAGAAAGCCAAUCUUCUCAACUCCAAACCCACAUCUACUCCAUUGGCUGCCGAGGUUCUCCUCUCUGUGUCUGAUAGUGCUCUUAUCUCCAACCCAACCGAGUAUUGCAAGCUUGUUGGCAGUUUACACUAUUUCACUCUUACUUGCCCUGACAUAUCUUUUGCCAUCAGCACUGUUGAUUAG